Molecule: messenger RNA, 1953 nt
Organism: Paecilomyces variotii
Lineage: Eukaryota; Fungi; Ascomycota; Eurotiomycetes; Eurotiales; Thermoascaceae
Product: alcohol acetyltransferase
Exons: 2
Coding region: 343-1743 (466 amino acids)
Molecular function (GO): N-acetyltransferase activity
Source: RefSeq, a predicted model, not a curated record
ACUGAACCAAACAUAAGCAAUUAUCAGUCAGUUUCUACUACGGAUUGCAAUAAUCAAUUCAAUUACCUCUUUCAAUCUUUCGAUUAGAUUUUGCGACCGAGAUGCGUCAUUGCCAAGACCCUAAGCGAGUCAAUCUACAAAAGCACGAGGUUCCUUCCUGUUCCUGAAAGGUGCUGCCUGGACGCCAACAACAAUCAUCCUGUGUUUAUCUGUCCGGACUUUCACUGUCAAGAAGCAUGUUUUGAACCCCUGAAAUCGUACAUUAGGAAUUGUGUCGUUUCGAUCAUCAAUUGCUCGUACAGAGACCAGGAGAAGACGAGUAACAACCAAACUGAAUGAACAAUGACAACCCUAGAAAAGCUACGACCAGUCGGUCCAUUGGAGCGAUAUUCCACGGCCCGCCAUCAUCUUGGCUUCUACAACAACGUCGCCCUCACAGCGAGGCAUCUCGUGCCUUACGAUGAUGAGUCGUCGCUGAAGGAUCGGAUCUAUGGAGCGUGUGCUACUGUGAUAAAUGACUAUCCCAUGCUAUCGGCUGUCCCGGUUGACGAGGGCAGCAGAGAGCCGUACUUUGCACGGCUACCAAAGAUCACUCUCGACCGAACAGUGUCUUUCUAUUCGCGUAAGAUUCAUCUUACUAACGAUGACGACGAGGAUGCGGAAUUAGAUAGCCUGCUGGAGACCCAGCACAAUACGUCUUUCAAGACCGAUCCCGGAUCUGAGAUGUCCACUGCUUGGCGCCUAGUGGUUAUACUGGAUUCCGAGGAUCGAUCGGCUUUUGACGUCGCAUUCAUCUUUCACCAUGCACUUGGGGACGGCAUGUCGGGUCUUAUCUUCCACAGAGCGUUUUCUGAGGCCCUGGUAUCAUUUAACGGGACCCCACCAACGGAAGUUAUUUCCCCCAGCCGAGAGAUUUCGCCAGCUUUGGAGUCCGCGCUUUACAUCACCAUAUCACCGCUAUAUCUCUUGAAAGAGGUCUUUUGGUCCAGCAUUGGCUGGCAGGAGCGAGGUCUCUGGGUUGCAAAUCCGACCGGAACUACCCCAAAGUCGCGCUACCGAUCAAUGCGGUUCUCGAAAGAUACAACCGCACGGCUCUUAUCGAUCUGCAGGGAAAAUGAGACAACGGUGUCUGCCUUGCUCCAGGUGCAAAUUGCAAGAACUUUGUUCAGUAUACUUCCAUCCACAUACGGCAAACUGCUUUGCAAUGGAGCAGCUACCGCCCGACGCUGGAUGGAUGUGAAUGCUGUCGACGACAAUACUAUAGGUUGCUAUGUUGCGGCCUACUCUGAAACCUAUAUUCGCAACGCUCUUCAGACCGAUGACUUCCCGUGGCACAUAGCCCGUCAAUCCCGAGAGAACAUACUCAAGUUGAUCGACACAAAAGGGAAGGAUAACCCCAUUGGCCUGCUUCGGUUUAUACCAGACGUCAAUAAGAUGCUUCUUUCAAAGAUCGGCAAACCUCGGACAAACAGCUUCUCCAUCUCCAAUGUCGGUCUAUUUAGUCCUAAAGAGUCAGCGGAACCUGCGGCAACAACUAGCAAUGCUGGACCACGAGUGGGAAAGAUGCUAUUCAGCCAAUCCGGCAACCAUUUCGGAACUCCGUUCGAAGCCUGCGUGGUGACAGGAGGAGAUGGCUGUCUGACGAUAGGAUUUGCCUGGGCUGACGCAGCCUUUAAUGAAGAACUCCUCCUUCAACUCAUGCACGGUGUCAAACAUGGUCUGGAGGAUUUGGUGUUGCCUUAAACACGCAUACAGAUGAUGGGGCGGCCCUUCUUCCACAUCCCAGAGUGCCGUUAGCUCUUUGCUCAUUGCCUACCUAGUCAAGGCACGUGGUUUUCAUAUGACCGCUAUUAAUACUAAUAUUAAUACUAAUAUCCAUACGGGGCUCCCCGAGAACAGGGAAUAAUAAUAAUGUUAAUGACAAGAAUCACUAUACUUUCUGUUGGACUUGUC